CCCCCUCUCUCUCUCUCUCUCUCUCUCUGUCUGUUCAAUACAUACAACCAAAUAAGAAGAUAAAUCUUUUCUUUGUGUUUACUGAAAAGAGAGACAAAAUGGGUGCUCUGGAUUUUCUCUCAGACUAUUUCACUAUUACCACCCGAAGGAAGAAACGCAAAGCAAUGCAGACAGUUGAAAUCAAGGUGAAAAUGGACUGUGAUGGCUGUGAAAGGAGAGUCAAAAAUUCAGUUUCCAGCAUGAAAGGCGCGAAAUCUGUGGUGGUGAACCGAAAGCAAAGCCGGGUAACAGUAACUGGGUUCGUGGAGCCAAACAAGGUAUUAAAUAAGGUGAAGAGCACUGGAAAGAAGGCUGAGUUUUGGCCGUACGUGCCAUAUAACUUGGUGGCAUACCCCUACGUGGCUCAGGCAUAUGACAAGAAAGCGCCAGCUGGGUACGUGAAAAAUGUUGUCCAAGCCCUGCCUAGCCCAAAUGCACCAGACGAGAAGCUCACCACCCUCUUCAGUGAUGAAAAUCCCAAUGCAUGUUCGAUCAUGUAAGCAAUUUUCACGGAAGAAGGGGCGGAAAUUACACUCUUUUUUUUUUUUUUGGAGACAUAAGUGAAUUAUAUGAACCAAUAAUUAUAUGAGUUAGUGUACUUUGAGUUUGUAUGGAGGAAAGUUUUGAUUGUGUUUCGGUUGUAGAUGUUCUUUAAGAAGUUGUAUGUAUAUAUCACUCUAGACUCGUACUUCUUCUUACCUAAUGAAAAGUUGUCGUUCUACUUUUGU
Messenger RNA from Corylus avellana, 767 nucleotides. RefSeq names its product heavy metal-associated isoprenylated plant protein 20. The record is from RefSeq and is a predicted model, not a curated record. Gene Ontology annotation, molecular function: metal ion binding. NCBI's taxonomy places the organism in Eukaryota, Viridiplantae, Streptophyta, Magnoliopsida, Fagales, Betulaceae.